This is a messenger RNA of Zingiber officinale, 1812 nucleotides long. RefSeq names its product zinc finger MYM-type protein 1-like. The coding region runs from base 1 to 1812 and encodes 603 amino acids. Lineage: Eukaryota; Viridiplantae; Streptophyta; Magnoliopsida; Zingiberales; Zingiberaceae. Gene Ontology annotation, molecular function: protein dimerization activity. The record is from RefSeq and is a predicted model, not a curated record. The transcript has 5 exons.
AUGUGCUUCGAUUGGGUAUUUGAUGCUAAAGCUUAUGGAGCUUAUUGCGUCCAACUUGAAUUGGAUGGAAUUGGUGCAUUGGAGCUCAACAAGGAGCUUAGUGGAGUUAAGAGUGGAGUUGGUAGUGCGCACAAUGAGGCAAGAAUACAAUUUGAAGGUUUCAAGAAUCAAAGACAAAGUGUGGAGUAUUCAUUUUCAUCGAGGAAACAUGAGCUUGAAGUUGCUUAUCGCAAACGCUUGACUUCCAUUUUAAAAGUAAUUCGAUUUUUGUUGUUACAAGGAUUGCCUUUUCGGGGGCAUGAUGAGUCUUCGACAUCAUCCAAUAGAGGAAAUUUUUUAGAAUUGCUCAAAUGGUAUAGCUCAGAGUGUCCAGAAGUUGCGGCAGUUGUUGGAAUGAAUGCACCUGGAAAUAAUCAAAUGAUUGCCCCAAAAAUUCAGAAGCAAUUGGUGCAUGCUUGUGCAGUUGAGACCACAAAUGCUAUUCUAGCUGAUCUUGGAGAUAGGUGGUUCACUUUACUACUUGAUGAGGCUCGUGACUGUUCAGUAAAAGAGCAAAUGGCAGUUAUUAUUAGAUAUGUGAACAAAUAUGGAGAGGUGAUUGAACGAUUUAUGGCUGUAGUUCAUGUUGCAACAACUACAGCUGCUUGUUUGAAGGAGGCAAUCGACUCUUUAUUUGCUAAGUAUGGUUUGUCAGUGGCGAGAUUGAGGGGUCAAGGAUAUGAUGGUGCUUCAAAUAUGUCUGGAGAAUUUAAUGGAUUAAAGUCACUGAUAAUGAAAGAAAAUCCGUAUGCAUUGUAUGUUCAUUGUUUUGCUCAUCAACUCCAGCUAGUGGUUGUAGCUAUUGCUCAAGCAAAUCAAUAUGUUUGUGAUUUCAUGUGGAUUGUUGGUUCGAUUGUGAAUACAUCUACAUCAUCUUGCAAAAGGGCCGACAAACUUCGACAACUUGAACAUGACAGAAAAGUUAAAUUUCUUGAAAGAGGAGAGAUUAGUUCUGAGGUUCUUCAAAAUUUGAUUGAUGAUAGUGAUCGUUCUUCUAAGGGUUUAAGUAGAACUUUGGUUGAAAGAAUGGAGAGGUAUGAAUUUGUGUUUAUUCUACUAUUGAUGAAACGUAUAUUGGCAAUCACAAAUCAUUUGUCAACCGUUCUACAAGAGAAAGAUCAAAAUAUUGUGAAUGUGAUGCAUAACAUCAAUAGCCGUAGUCGUUUGAAGAGAGAUGGAAAAAAUGUUAAUUUGUAUCACUACUACCAUGUUGAAAUCUUUUGUGAGGUUAUCGAUAUUAUUCUACAGGAGAUGGAUAGCCGUUUUUCUGAAACAACUACAGAUUUGUUGAUUAAUAUGUCAUGCCUUGAUCCUAGGAACUCGUUCUCUAGAUUUGAUGCACAAAAGUUAGUGCGUCUGGCUCAUUUUUAUGAGGAUGAUUUUUCUUGGAAUGAGCGUAUGUUGGUUGAACAAGAGCUUGAAACAUAUAUUGAUAACGUCAGAUCAGAUGAACGAUUUGAAGGCAUUUCAGAUUUGGGAGCUCUUGCAAAGAAAAUGAUUGAAAUAAUGAAGAACCGUGUGUUUCCUUUGGUUUAUCGGAUGAUUGAGCUAGCCUUACUUAUUCCAGUUGCUACUACAACCGUUGAAAGAGUGUUUUCGGCAAUGAAUAUUGUCAAAAUAGAUUUGCGAAACAGGAUUGGAGAUGAAUGGAUGAAUGAUAGUUUAGUAGUCUAUAUCGAGAAAGAUGUUUUUAAUACUGUCGACAAUGAGCUAAUUUUACAGCGUUUUCAGAACAUGGAGUCUCGAAGAAUGCAAUUGUUAUGUAUUCGUUAG